AUGACUGAAAAGUAUUAAUUACCACUUUAAUAACUUUAUGAUCCUAUUAUGAUAAUGUUUUAAUAAAUAGAGGGUUAUGAACUACUUUUUUAAGAGUUGGAAUCAAGACAAAAAGAAUCUAGAAAGAAUAAAUUUAUCAUUGAAAAAUUAAUAGCAAUGCAAGAUAAAAAAUAAGUAAUAUAUCAUCUAUAUUAUUUAGUAAUUAGAGAAAGAGAAAAUUGAAUUUGAUACAUUAUAUUAAAAGUCUAAUUUGACUAGAGAAUAACAUAAGCAUUUAAUUAGUCAAGAGAUAGAAAUUGAUUAAGAAUUUUAUUAAAUUUUUAAAAUCUUAGAUGAAUAAGAAAAUUUAACAAAAGAACUUAUUAAUUAUGAUGAUCCAUAAGGAUAAGGACCAUCACAAUUAAGAGGAUCACUAACUGAAAAUAUUGAUAUUAUUAGAUCAGCAGCAUUAAGUAAAAUAAUUGCCCAUUUAAAAAAACAUUACGAAAUGAUAACUAUUGAUGAAUUAAAAGAUAUUAAUAAACUAUUUCAAAAUAAAGUAAAUGAUCAAAUCAUUUUUGUAUUAAGAUAUAAAUUUAGCAAUCUAUUAAUACCUCUUUUAGCUGGAAUCAAUUCUAUGGAUGAAUAAUCAAUUAUAUCCUUUUUUAAAACACUAGAUUCUCAAAUACAGUAAAAUGAUUUCUUAAUUAAGAUAGUCAUUUAAUUAAACAGAAGAAAUAUUUGAUAAGAAUGCCUCUUCAAUCUUUCCUUAAAUUAUCGAUAAUAUAUGUUGUGAUUAUGCAUAGUAAUUAGAUGCAACUUUAAAAUUUGUAGAAAGCUAUUUUUUAUGUAUUUAUUGAAUAAUAAUAAUAUUAGUUUAUGAAGUAAAUAUUCAAAUCUAAUAAAUUAUCAAUUUCUUUAAAUCUAAGAAUACUUAAUUGUAAUUUAAUAAUGGAUUAAUUAAGUUACUAUAACUUUGUUCCUCUUAAAAAAUUAAAAGUGUUCAAUUUAUGUCUCAUAAUUUAUAAGUUAUAAGGUUCAAUAUAGCUUAAUUUUCAUCAUAUUAGCCUUUAAAAGAUUAAUUAUAUUAGAUGUAUGAUUUUUUAAAGAAAAAUAAACCAGAAGAAAGAUAAGAGAUCUUAUGUAAUCUUUGGUAACCUUUUUAAUAGCUAAUUCAAAUGAAAUUAAAUCAGAAUAGUUUUAAUAGAUCAUCAAAGAUAUUUUCAAUUAAUGCUUUAUAAAUAUAUAUAAAUCAAUUGCAAGAGAUGAAAAUUCUCGAAAUUUAAGAUACAAUUAAUAAUUAUAUUAAAGAAUGCUAAUAGCUUUUGGGUGAUUUAAUUUAAAAAUUGAAAAUUGAAAAUAUCACAGAAAGUGCUUAAAAAUUUAAGGUUUAAUAAAGAGAAAAAAAUAUUUAAUUGUCAAAGGAUUAAUUUAAAAAGUUUUUAAGGUAAAUAGUUUAAUUAGAUGAAAAUGGAUUCAGAAAUGAUUUGUUUUUUGAAAUUGAUUUAAUUAUAAAUGAAUAAAUUAAAUCUUAAAUAUAAAUAGAUAUUGCUGAAAGUAUUAAAUUAUUAUAAUAAUAAUUAGCAUUUACAAAAGAAUAUUAUGAACCAUUAUAUGAGAACUUAUUUAAAUAUUUAAGUAAUUCAUAAAAUGAAUUUACAACAGAAGUCAUUUAGCAAUUAUGUUUAUAGUAUUCAGUUACUGUUAAGGAUAUCUAUAAAAUUCCAGUUUAUAUAAGAGAUCCUGCUUCUUAUAAAUUAAAUAUAAUGAAUUUUUAGAGUUUGUGA
Molecule: messenger RNA, 1766 nt
Organism: Paramecium pentaurelia
Lineage: Eukaryota; Ciliophora; Oligohymenophorea; Peniculida; Parameciidae
Source: the annotation of a GenBank genome assembly